Dermochelys coriacea (leatherback sea turtle) is the source of this 3086-nucleotide messenger RNA. RefSeq names its product family with sequence similarity 151 member A (gene FAM151A). The transcript is spliced from 8 exons. Bases 459 to 2231 code for a protein of 590 amino acids. NCBI's taxonomy places the organism in Eukaryota, Metazoa, Chordata, Testudines, Dermochelyidae. The record is from RefSeq and is a predicted model, not a curated record.
CUGGCUUGGGAAACGGAAGGCGUGACAUUAACAAAUCAGCUCCCAGAAAGAGGGAGACACAUUUUCCUUAGAGAGAGCGAAGGAAUGGAACUUGGCCCUUAAAAUCCAGCCGUGCCCACAUGACAGCUGAAGGAAGGAGGGGCUGACACCUACGUAGAGGCAGUUCCAUAAAGGCCUCCCUGUGGUACAAUCCCCAAAGGCAGUGCUGGGUGGUAGAUGGGGAGCCCUCCAAGGCAGAGCUGUUAGAAAGAAGCUGUCCAAGAAUCAGCCCAAUGUAUGCAUCAGCUCCUGCCUUUGGAGCGUGUUUGAGGUUUAGCAGUGUCAGCCUUCGGCAAGUUUAAUCAUUACAAACGUCCCCAGCCUCAGCCAGCCGGCUCUGCUACGCUCGGUUUUCUUUUGAAGGAAGCUGGAAUUUCGUAACUCAGCUGCCCAAGAGUGGGUGCACCCAGAGGACUGUCAUGGUUUCCAGUCAGAGGAGGUGUCCUUCCAUUGGAGUGACAGGAGCCACAGUGAUUGGUGUCUGCGUUGUGGCAGUGAUUUCUACCUGUAUCGCUCUGGCUGUGAGUCUGACCAUUAACAGGAAUCCCCCCCAAGACUCUGCACCCAAACCAGCCUUUCAGACAGACGGAGACCUGUUAGAAUACCUGCUAAAUCUGGGGAGCAUUGACAGGAAGGAUGGAUUGCUGGUCACCUGGUACCAUUCUGCAAACAAAAAGAGCGAGCUGGCGGAUGCCUUGAAGAAUGAUGUUAUGGUCCUGGAAGCAGAUGUCAACAUAGAAGGACAUAACACUCCUAAUGAGACCGACAAACCCAUCAUGGCCCAUCCCCCUGCUAUUUACAGUGACAACUCUUUUCAGGAAUGGCUGGAUGUCGUCCUUAACUCAUCUAGCAAAGGUAUCAAGCUGGAUUUCAAAAGCAUCAAGGCAGUUAGCCCAUCUCUGAAUAUUUUACUAAAGAAAUCCUCAGAAGUGAAGCUCAAUAGACCUCUGUGGUUAAACGCAGAUAUUCUAAUGGGUCCCAAUGUCCCCAUAAACACUGCAGUUAACGCAAGUUUAUUCCUUUCACUCAUCCAGGAGAAGUACCCAAACUGCACACUCUCUCUAGGGUGGACGACCCUCUAUUCAUUUCUGUUCCCCAACAAAACCUACACUCAGAAAAUGAUUCAAGAGAUGCACAGCAUCGUGGGGAUGCUGCCCCAAAGGGUCACCUUCCCUGUCAGGGCCGUCCUGCUGAGAUUGGCUUGGCCCCAUUUCAGCUGGCUGCUGGCUCAGUCUGAUAGGUAUAGCCUGACUCUGUGGCAGGGGAAGACGGAUCCAAUCGCAGUGGAAGAUCUCCUGUUCAUCCGGGAUAAUAGCCGUGCUGAACAAAUCUAUUAUGACAUUUACGAUCCUGUUCUGUCGCAGUUCAAGGAAGCAGCUUUGAAUUCAACAAGGAAGAGAUUCUACUAUCCUGGAGGCAAUUUGCUAGAUUACUUUCACCCAGCAGACUCCGAUGAACUGUGGAUAGAGUGGUAUGGGAUGGAUCACUAUGAGAACAGGCUGGAAACAUUGUCAAUUCUUAAAAAAAAGAGGGGCAUGAUUGCCCUGGACAUUGCAUUACAGAACAGCACCAGUGGAAAUCUCAUUCCCGUUGCACUGUAUCCAUCAGCAGGCCUCCCCCUGGAACAGUGUCUAGUUGCAGUAUACAGACAUCUCAAUCUUUGGGGGAUAUACCUGAACAUAACAGAACCUGGAGCACUUCGCCCUACACUUGAGCUCCUUAGUAAGCUAUAUUCCCAGAAUCUCUUAUGGAACCCCAUCUGGAUAAGCAUGGCUCUCUCCUUUGGAAGCUUUGAGACACCAGGAUACAUGCAAGGUGAAGAAUUCUUAACAGCCAUCAACAUCAUUUUCCCAUAUGUUACCAUAGCCCCUGGCUGGCCCAGGGAAGUGCUAACUGCUGGUUACACUGACCCAUUGAUAGAAGAUAUGCUCACACUCUGUAAGGAUCUCUGGCAACAUGUGUCAUUUCAGCUGGAGGCUGUGCCGCUGAGUAGAUCAUGGCUGGCAAUUACAAAGCUUUUGGAGAUUUCACCCAGCUACACCAUCACUGUGCAACACAGUUACACAGAGGGUAGCUACUGUGGUGGCUUCCCAGGACUCCGGUCUAUCCGAACACAUACACAGAAGGGGGUCUAUUAUAACAUACCAAGACAAUGCAGAAAUGCUUUGAUGGUGGAUGUCUUAACUUCUUAGAACUUCUCUGAGAGCCUGGUAAGUGACCCAAGUUUUUCCAGGGCCCAUUUGAUAGGAAAACUUCUCUUUGAGUGAUCAGCCUUGGCAAGCAUUACUCUGGCAAUCACAGUAGUGGCAGGUCUGUCACUGACACCUGCACUUGUGGGCCUGGGCAUUAGAACUAUUCUCUGAGUAGAGUUUAAUUUAUUUGGAUGUACUUUUUGCUUUGAACACGUCUCCCAAACAGAUCCCCUUUUGGUUUGUAGUGUCAGCCUGCUCAGUAGUUCACAUACUGGCAGGGCAGGGCGGAAGGGACGGGCUUCUCUCUUUAAGGAAGGAUGGUUUGUGGUUAAGGCAGUGCACUUGGUCUCAAAUCCUGGUUCUACCACCACACACACUGUGAUCCCGAGCAAAUCCAAUGGGGCUAGAUCAACAAAAGAAGCUCAAAACCCCAUCGCUCCGAUUGGGAUGCUUCUGACUAGAUUUUUUGAGAUUAAGCACCCAGCAUGCCGAGCUCUUUUGAAAAAAAAAAAAAAAUCCUUAAUCUCUGUCUCUCUGUUUUCCCAUCUGUAAAAUGGAGAUGGGAUUUCCUCUCUCCUACCUUUUGUCCGUUUGACCAGAUUGUAAACUCUUGGGGGCAAGGACUGUCUUUCUGCAGGUAGGUAUAACCUCUAAGAGCUGCUGUCAGACAAAUAAUUGUUUUAAAUAAAUGUCAUUUCAUCUGCUUGAGCUGGAGGCCUGUUUUGCUGGAUACAGUUUGGUUGUGGGGUUUUUAUCUAGGGCUAGUUGUUGCUAAGGUGGAACUCUCCACAUAGCCCAAUUUCUCCCCCUUUCGCCUUCGAGGGACAUUUUCUUUACAGUGGUUUGCUUCAGGUU